AUGGCCCGUACGGGGUCACAGCCCAUACAGCCCGUACCGCCGUACCCUGCUGGGCUGUGUCGGGCUCCAUACGCCAAAUACGCCCUGCAUACCGCCCCAGACCCGUCGUCGGACCCGAUCAGAGCGCGAGGCUAUGGUGCCCACUGGGCACACUGUGAAUUACCCCGUUCGGUCGGGUAUGGUAUCGAUACGGACCCCAAACGCCAUACGAAACGCAGCAGACCGAAGUAA
Messenger RNA from Penicillium macrosclerotiorum, 231 nucleotides. RefSeq lists its product as uncharacterized. The coding region runs from base 1 to 231 and encodes 76 amino acids. The record is from RefSeq and is a predicted model, not a curated record. The transcript has a single exon. NCBI's taxonomy places the organism in Eukaryota, Fungi, Ascomycota, Eurotiomycetes, Eurotiales, Aspergillaceae.